ACCAGUCGAACGCCAUCAUGUCGCCCAUCUGAGAUCGAAUCAAACAAGCGCGAGGAUUUGCCGUGCGUCGUUUGAAGUAAGAGAGCGACAUUACAAAUGUGUCAUUUCGUAAUGUUUUGGCAUAAAUUCGUCUUUUCAACGAAGCUAGAAUUUGUGCCAAGUUGAACACUGCCAAAAAUCAGCAAGAUGACCAAUGCAUACGAGCGAACCUUGUCAUGUUCUGUUUUAUUGUCAUGCAGUGAUUUUAUAUUUAUUUGUUAAAUAAAUACAUUUGUUCAUCGCUUGUCUGUGAUGGUAUCCUUCUCCUGAUUACCUUAUAUAUAUAUUUUUUUUCUAAUUCUGAGCACCAUGGAUUCAGCUUGGACGCCUCUUGAUGUUGUAACUCAGACUAUGUUUCAAAAAGCAUUAGACGAUCCCAAGUCAGUUGAUUUGGAGAAGCUGUCUAACGCAGUUGUAGACCAGUCAUUGAAAGACAUCUCAUUCUGCAAAGAUGCUGGCCGCAUGUGUUAUGCUGUAGUUCAGGCAGAAGCUCAGAAAGCUGCAACCACUGUAUUCAGGCGAAAUCUGUUGACACGUCUACAGCAAGAGUUCACUGCCAGAGAGGAGACUCGAAACUGCUUGGUGCAGAAGUGGGUCUGUUUGGUCACAUUUAUCUGCAGCAUAUUUGAUUACAUCAAGGUGAACAAUGUUCCUCUUGUGGCCCUUGUGGAUCCAGUAUAUGACUGCCUCUAUAGGUUGGCUCAGCCAGAUGCCUUGAUGAACGAGGAAGAGGUGGACUGCCUGGUGGUACAGCUCCAUCGUGUUGGCGAGCAGCUGGAGCAUACAAACUCCCAGCGCAUGAAUCAGCUUUUUAACUUGCUCCGGGAUGGUUUUCUCCUUCAGGAAGACCUUAGCUCCAUGACAAGACUCUUGCUCCUGGAGAUCUUGGAGUUCAGGGCCAGUGGCUGGACCCUCACUGAAACUGCACACAAGUACUACUAUAGUGAAGUCGAUGACUGAGGUGAACUGAGAAAAGAAUGAUGUUCCUUGUUAGCAUUAAGAUUUCAAGCAUACAGUGUUUGCAGCAGAUCUAAAGAGUACUUCAUGGGAGAAAGAAGUGGAAACCCCAUGUAAUUGUACCACAGAGAAUUAUGGAAGAGCUUGUGUUCAUGCAUUUGCAUGUGUUGUGUGCAGCAUUUGAGUUUAGCACAGAAUGUUCAGUUUUGGUGUUCUCUUGUGAAGCAUCAUGAAUCUGCACUGGAUAUUGACUUGAUGCAAUAAUGAAAGCAAUCACUACUAGCCCUAAAACUGUGAGCCACCGGCAGUAUUUUUGAAUACUGAUUUGAUACAAUGUACACUCUCUUUUUUACAUUUUUGCAGUGAAAGGUUAUUGCAACUUUAGAGGAAGAUUGUCUCACCUUCACUUGUGUUGUUAAUAUGAAAGGAUACUUUGUUAAAGUUUCUUAAUUUUGUAUUAAUUUAUUAGGAAGCAUAUAUUGUUAAAAAUUCUGUAUGGGCCAAUAUGUGUGAAAACAUGUUCAGUUUUGCUGGCUGCUGUACAGUUAUCCUUCCAAAUUUGAGAGCAUUUACAUUGUCUUGUUUAUAUUUCUAUUUUGAAUGCAAUAAAUAGAAAGAAGUUUAGCUCUGUUUCUCUAUGCAAUCUAUGUGGAACACAUGAAACACUUGAGAAACAUUGUUCUGGAACAUUUUGAUGGUAGAAAUGUGUAAAAAUCAUGGACAAUAGGUGAUCAAAUGUGAAAGUGUCAUCAUGUGGGUUUAACACAUUUACACCAUUAAAAUGUUACAAAACCACAAGCUUCAUGUGGUUCACAUAUUUUAUAUGUGAUGCUGUUUCUAUGUGUAUCUAGAGCGCAGUCUCGGGAGUACCCCCCGGCCUGCGAGGGGCGAUGGGGGUAUGUGGCGAGUGGGGCGGGGCCGAGAGGCGUGGGAACGAGGAGUGAGGCCAGGUGUAGUGAUUGGAGAUGAGCUACACCUGAGCCCCACCGCUAGUAUCGAGUCCCACGUAGGAGAUGGAAGAAUAUAAAACUGGAGCGACGACCGUGAAGGACGAGAGAGGACCAGGCCUGGGACAUUAUUUUAGGUUUUGGCUUUUAUUUGUGCGCGUCAGUCGCCGUGAGGGGCUGACGCGCCAUUUUGUGUUUAUUUCUGAUUAUUAAAAUGAGUUUUGAUUGUG
Messenger RNA from Carassius gibelio (silver crucian carp), 2173 nucleotides. Its product is annotated as MIF4G domain-containing protein A. Bases 349 to 999 code for a protein of 216 amino acids. Gene Ontology annotation, biological process: regulation of translational initiation. Gene Ontology annotation, cellular component: cytosol. Gene Ontology annotation, molecular function: RNA binding; protein binding; translation activator activity. Lineage: Eukaryota; Metazoa; Chordata; Actinopteri; Cypriniformes; Cyprinidae. The transcript has 5 exons. The record is from RefSeq and is a predicted model, not a curated record.